CGCUCUGUGAGAAACAACAGCGCACGCACGUACGAAGAUGCCAUCUCUUUCCACCCUUGUGGCCGUUGCGGCCAUCCCAGCCGUAGUGAACGCGUACCCCCUCAACUUCCCCGGCGCCGGUCGCAUUAGCAACCUCGCGAAGCGCGCUCAGCUUGCUCUCAACUUUGUGGCUCCUUCAACUUCCCCUCUUGUCCAAUCCCCAAACUACGCUGGCGCUGCGAACGGCACCCUUUCCAAGAAGGAUGUCGUCCCUGGCAAGGCCUUUGACCGCCUCAUUCACAUUUGGCUCGAGAACACGGACGCUGAGAUUGCCAUGGCCACGCCCUCGUUCUCUUCCCUCGCUCAACAUGGCGUAACCCACUCACAGCGCUACGCACUUACGCACCCCUCGGAACCAGAGUACCUUGCUACUGUUGCUGGAGACUUCUUCGGCAUGGCAGAUGAUGCGUUCUAUCACUUACCCGAGAACAUCACUACGCUUUUUGAUCUCUUCGAGGACGGUGGCUCGGCUGGUAAGCCUAUCAGCUACGCAUGCUACCAGGAGAACAUGCCGUCGAACGGAUACACCGGCUUCAACUACACCGAACACAACUACCUCACUGGCAACGGAACGUACACAUUCUACGUCAGGAAGCACAACCCUUGCGCCAUGGCUGAUUUCGUGUCAGGGAAUGCCACUCGUGCUAUCGAGGCCAACCGCAACUUCAACCAGUUUAGCACGGAUCUCGAAGCAGAUGCUCUUCCGCAGUGGAUGUUUAUUACACCCAAUCUGGUAAACGAUGGACAUGACACGACGCCCGCAUUUUUCUCAAACUGGACGGAAUACUUCCUUCUUCCUCUUCUCAACGACACUCGCUUCAACAAUAACAGGACUGCAAUUAUCUUGACAUUCGACGAGAAUGAGAGUUAUGGAGACCCAAACCGUAUCGCAACGAUUCUGCUCGGUGGCGUCGUUCCCCAAUCGGCUAUCAACACCACCGACUCGACAUAUUACACGCACUAUUCAGACAUUUCUUCUGUUGAGGCCAACUGGGGCCUCAAGAAUCUCGGUCGUGGCGACAUGAACAAAACCCUCGCAAACGUCUACUCAACGUUUGCUCAUCAGCUUAAUCACACUAACACCGAGGUCUCUGGCGACGCGAUUCCGAUCAACAAUGCUACGGGAGUCUAUCCGGGUGCGUUUUCCAAUACGCAGAACACCGACUUCACCUUCCCGCCCAACGCGGACAACAACACCCUCAUCAAGGCCGGUCUGAACAAGAGCAUGACGGAGCAGGUCGCAUUUGCCUAUCAGGUGAACUUGACCAGCCAGCAUCUGCCGAACCCGUACGGAAGCAAUCCAUUCCCGCUCGAUUACGUUUCUCGCAGCGGUAGCUCGAACGGCGCUGCUGGCACCUCAGGUGCAGGCAAGGCUGUUGCGGCGAUCGCUCUGUUGGCUGGCGCCGCCUCUCUGCUUUGAGUGCGUCAGGUUGCCCGCCCUGACUUUUGCAAUCCGCUGGGGUCAAAUCCACCUCACAUUAUUGAAUACACAUGCGCAUGGAUGGCCGCGAGCAUUUUGGGGCCACCGUGUCAACAUCAGGUUGUCGUGCUACAAACUCUCCCCCCAGUCAAUAGACAGUUGGUUUU
Molecule: messenger RNA, 1626 nt
Organism: Tilletiaria anomala UBC 951
Lineage: Eukaryota; Fungi; Basidiomycota; Exobasidiomycetes; Georgefischeriales; Tilletiariaceae
Exons: 5
Coding region: 38-1459 (473 amino acids)
Biological process (GO): phospholipid catabolic process
Molecular function (GO): hydrolase activity, acting on ester bonds
Source: RefSeq, a predicted model, not a curated record